Messenger RNA from Quercus robur (English oak), 2093 nucleotides. Its product is annotated as glucose-1-phosphate adenylyltransferase large subunit 1. Lineage: Eukaryota; Viridiplantae; Streptophyta; Magnoliopsida; Fagales; Fagaceae. Bases 174 to 1754 code for a protein of 526 amino acids. Gene Ontology annotation, molecular function: glucose-1-phosphate adenylyltransferase activity. The record is from RefSeq and is a predicted model, not a curated record. The transcript has 15 exons. Gene Ontology annotation, biological process: glycogen biosynthetic process.
GAUUUCUCGUGAGAGCUCACAAGCCAACAAAGUUGAACCGCCUUCAACACCGUUCACGCAUUUCACUCCCUCUCAAACUUGACUUUUACUUCCAUUUCCACAACCAUAUAGUUCACUGAUCACUCUGAACUAUCACAGUUUUGGUGGUUUAAAACUUCAGUGAGGAAACUGUAAUGGAUUCUUGCUGUUUGAAUUUGAAACCCAAUUCCCAUUUUGCAAAAGCUAAAGGUGGUUUCAGUCAUGAAAAUAAUUGGUUUUGGGGGGACAGAAUCAGGGGAAGCCUGAAAAAUGAUGUUUGGGUUAAUCAGUUGGCAAAAAGUCUAAGAGCUGAGAAGAAGGCCAGGAAGUUCAGACCUGGUGUUUCUUUUGCUGUAAUUACUUCAAAUAAUGCCCCAGAGGCUGUGACCAUACAAGCUCCAAUAUUUUAUAGACAUAAAGUGGACCCAAGAAAUGUAGCUUCGAUCAUAUUGGGAGGAGGUGCAGGGGCUCAACUCUUUCCUCUUACCAGAAGAACAGCAACACCUGCAGUUCCGGUAGGAGGAUGCUACCGGCUCAUAGACAUCCCAAUGAGCAACUGCAUCAACAGUGGCAUAAACAAGAUUUGUGUACUGACUCAGUUUAACUCUACUUCUCUCAAUCGCCACAUUUCACGCACGUAUUUUGGAAAUGGUAUUAACUUUGGGGAUGGAUUUGUGGAGGUUCUGGCAGCCACUCAGACACCUGGGGAAGCAGGAAUGAAGUGGUUCCAGGGAACAGCAGAUGCAGUGAGGCAAUUCUCAUGGGUAUUUGAGGAGGCCCAGAAUAGGAACAUUGAAAAUAUAUUGAUAUUGUCUGGGGAUCAUCUAUACCGAAUGGAUUAUAUGGACUUCGUGCAGAAUCAUGUUGAUCGAAAUGCUGAUAUUACACUAUCAUGUGCAGCUGUGGGUAACAGCCGUGCAUCAGAUUAUGGAUUGGUGAAGAUAGAUGGCAGAGGCCAAGUUGUCCAGUUUGCUGAGAAGCCGAAGGGAGCUGCUCUGAAAGCAAUGCAAGUAGAUACAACUCUUCUGGGGUUGUCCCCACAGGACGCUGUAAAAUCCCCAUAUAUUGCAUCAAUGGGAGUCUAUGUUUUUAAGACAGAAAUUUUACUGAAGCUUUUGAAGUGGAGAUAUCCUACGGCAAAUGACUUUGGAUCUGAAAUCAUUCCAGCAUCUGUGAAGGAGCACAAUGUCCAAGCAUACAUAUUUAGAGACUACUGGGAGGACAUUGGAACAAUAAAGUCCUAUUAUGAUGCUAGUUUGGCCCUCACUGAAGAGUUUCCAAAGUUUGAAUUUUAUGACCCAAAGACACCUUUUUAUACAUCUCCUCGAUUCUUACCACCAACCAAGAUUGAUAAUUGCCGGAUUGUGGAUGCAAUAAUCUCGCAUGGAUGUUUCUUGAGAGAAUGUAGUGUUGAACGCUCAAUAGUUGGUGAACGCUCAAGAUUAGAUUAUGGCGUUGAGCUUAAAGAUACUGUGAUGAUGGGUGCAGACCAUUAUCAAACUGAAUCUGAAAUUGCAUCUCUGGUGGCGGAGGGGAAGAUCCCAAUUGGGAUUGGACGGAAUACAAAAAUUAGGAAUUGCAUAAUCGACAAGAAUGCAAAGAUUGGAAAUGAUGUGGUCAUCAUGAACAAAGAUGGUGUUCAAGAAGCAGAUAGGCCAGAAGAUGGAUUUUACAUUCGGUUAGGAAUCACCGUUAUCCUGGAGAAGGCAACACUAAAAGAUGGCAUUGUUAUAUAAAUGGAUCUCAAGUACUUACACAGGUUGGUGAGGUGUUGGGAGAGGAAUGCUGUAAAGAAAAUUGCAACUGCUGCAAGGGAAACUGAGAUGAAAUCUGCAGCAUUUUUCUCGAAGAAAGAAGCAAGCAUCGUACUUGCUACCAUAUGUGUAAACUAGAAGUUCCUUGCAUGUAAAAAAAGAGUUGUUUAUCCUAUAAGAGUUCACAGAUGAGAGAAGUACAUAAAUAAAUCAGAGGGCAGGCUGGCUUGUUCCUUUUGAUCGAGUUCUCUUCAAUGCCGAGACAUAGAGACUUUCUGUAUCAAUAAAGAUUGAGAAUAAUUGUGAUGAGAUUAUGAGACA